GCAUAGAAAAGUUCUGUCCAAUAAAUAAUAUGCAUCCUAAGUUACUCGAGGCCAAUUAGGCGCAUGGAAGAGAUCGCGCAUGAGUGAUAGACUAAUAGCAAGGUGUCAGGCUGCGCAGUGCACUGUCACUGGUUAGCUAAACCACAGGGCGGAGUUGACGAAACACUCUCAUGGGUUUCUCAAGGGAAAAAAACCGCGUGCGUCAGUUUAGUGAGUGUGGACAACCGUAGAGUAGGCAACGCUGUGACAAACAGACAAUACUGACAGAAAGCUGGGGAGCCUAGAAUUAUUAAAGGAAUGACGAGUCGCACUUCAGCAAGACACGAAGUGUAAGUUUGGAUAUACAAUGGGUUCUCUGGAGAGACUGAAUGAGUGCGCGCAAUUGGGGAAGUUACCCCAACACGAAAUGCAACGGAUACGUAUGUAAAGUGACUUUUUAAAUGCGGUGUUUUAAAAAUUAAUGCAGGUUACAACUAGGUAAAGAUGAACACCACCACUUCUGAGAAGCCGAAGGACCCCACAAUUCCGGUCAUCAUGUUCAUAUUUGGUGUGGUUGGUAAUGUGAUUGCCAUUGUAGUGCUCCGAAAGUCGCGUAAAGAACAGAAGGAAACCACUUUCUACACGUUGGUGUGUGGGCUGGCAGUAACAGACCUGUUAGGUACACUUCUUGCGAGCCCUGUCACUAUAGCUACUUAUGUCAAUGGAAGGUGGCCUGGGGGCGAUUCACUCUGUCAAUAUUUCGGCUUUAUUCUACUGUUUUUCUCGCUGGCUGGACUAAGUUUCAUCUGCGUUAUGUCAAUUGAGAGGUACUUGGCGAUAAAUCAUGCAUACUUCUACAGUCAUUACGUGGAUCAGAAACUUGCAGGCGUAACCCUCGCGGGAAUCUAUGUUUCCAAUGUACUGUUCUGUGCGCUUCCGAGCAUAGGACUCGGCCAUGUCAAGCUCCAGUUCCCGCAUACCUGGUGUUUCAUCGACUGGCGGACUAACAACAGCAUACACGCAGCCUUCUCUUACGCCUACGCUGGUGUCAGCUCUGCGCUCAUCUUGGUUACCGUCGUCUGCAAUGUGCUGGUGUGUGGAGCUCUAAUAAUGAUGCACAAACGCUUCGUACGUAGGACAUCUCUUGGCACUGACCAGGGACGCAUCACGGACCUCCGUCGCAGGCGGAGUUUUAGUCGCAUGGCUGGCGCUGAGAUCCAAAUGGUUAUUUUACUCAUAGCUACAUCGGCAGUAGUACUCAUCUGCUCCAUUCCAUUAGUGGUGCGGGUAUUUGUGAACCAGCUAUAUCUUCACCCUGACACUGAGCAGGUGUUAGAGCAGAAUCCAGACCUCCAGGCCAUCCGGAUUGCCUCAGUCAAUGCGAUCCUGGACCCAUGGAUAUACAUUCUGUUGAGAAAAACAGUCCUGCAAAAGCUUCUGGAGAAGGUUAAGUGUCUGUUCUGUCGUAUUGGUGGGUGGGGCCCUGGGCCGAGCCCUGGCGAGUUUCGCUGCAGUGGAGGACCACAAAUGUCCCCCAUCGUUUCUCGUGAUUCACCAUCACUUGUGUCACGAGAGCUGAGAGACAUGGUCAGCACCUCUCAGACAUACCUAUACCCAUCUGACUCAGUGGAGGGUCCCAGAUUCAGCAUAUGCUUGGUGGAGAGCAGGACAUAUCUAUCUCCCACAGAACAAGCAUUUCUGCAAGCCAAGCGGGGAUUAGACCACAAAAACAGUCAAAGCUCUACUGAGGAAAUGAAAGAGGGAGAUGUGAAUGUGCAAUCACAAGAGACAGGUAUCCUAGUGCCCUCCCACAAAAGUGGACCACGACAGGGUUGCAAGCAGCAAACACUUCAGGUCACAUUCACAGAUGAGAUAUUAAAUUUACAAGAACGAUGCAUAUGAGAUAUUAUGCAUGCAGGACUAUACAUGGUUGACAACAAUACAGAAAUAAAACUGCAGGAGAGGAAUUAAAAAAAAUGAAAUGUUCAAAAAAUCAUGAGUCAUGGAGGAUGUCCAAUAAGCUAAAUUGACAGCAAACACUAAAUUAUAUUGAUGAGCCAGCCUGUAAUAGAGUGGGAGAGGUUACUUUGGUAAGAAAGAAAACAUGGAAGAAAGCUACAUACUUGUGAAUGAAAAAGCAAAAGUUGUAAAAGUGAAGUAAUGCUUUUGAAAGGAAACAGAGCUAAAAAGAGAGUGAGAGGUUUUCACUUUGGUAAAACAAAUGUUUUGCUAAAACAAAAGAUGAUGAAUGUGCAUACUUAGUCUUGUAUAUAUGUAUGAUAGAGAGAUAAACUUUAAUAAUGAUGGCGUCAUAAACAUGUGACAUAACGUCUAAGUACAGUCUAAUAUUGAACUGGGUGAUUUAGUGCAGUUCUAGCUACAUGAGACAGCACUGCAACCCAGGGGAUUGCCAAACCACAGAAAACGUUCCUCUGGAGUUCAGCAAGGGUCAGCUUGCUAGUCAUAUAUAUAGCAUUAUUGGCAGCUCAUGUAAUGUUGAAUGCUUUGCACCAGAACACACCUUAUAAGAAUUCCUUAUAAGAAGUCAGUGUAAACCCUAUAACUGGACUGAGAAAGUCAACUGCCCCACAGAUCCAUGGAGGUUACAGAUUAGCGGGUGUAUUACUUGCAUAAGGGAGCACAAGACAAGGGACUGAAAUCAAGAUUGCUUGAUUUCUCAGAUUGCCCUGGUCCUGUACACAUUUUGGAUAUAAACCUGAUGUUUGCCCUGCAUUUAGAUCAAACAAAUAGCAAAGUGCGUGAGGGUUGCUAUUUUCCCAUAAUUAACACUCUGAAGUCUUUACUUGAAAGUGUAGAACCACUGACUUGAACAUACAGCACUUCACCACACAUAACUAUGUAGUAGACAUUUUCCUUUGUUAAUUUAAAUCACAUAAACCAAUUAUGUUUAUAUUUCAUAGAAGCCUCAAUACACAAAUGGAUUUUGAACAUUUGUUGAAAGUACCACUAUUUUUUUCUUUUGUAUAUCCUGUUUUUUGGUCACCCCUUUUCCCUCUCAUAUCUAAUCCAUAACCAUCAGUAUCCCCUAUCACACAACUACUGCCAACAAGGGAGGGUAAGACACAUACAACCAGUCACAUCUUUUCAAGCUUCAGCUCAUGCAAUGUUAGGGGGAUGCAACACACUCAGAGGACACCGCUACCCUGCCCUUUCUGAUGCAUGAGCUCAUCUCACAGACACCCGUGAUUAGCCAGUCCCAUGUAAAUGACGGUAUGUGGCCACCCCUCCCUCCCAGUUUGAUCUGUUGGGCUCCCAGCUACAGAUGGCUGUGGCAACACCAGAGCUUGAACACCCAAUGCCACAAUGACAGGGCAAACACUUUUCUGUUGUAUCACUUAAGAGUUUGUUUAAUGUUUAUUGAAAUAAGGAUCCAUUGGCCUACAGAUAAAGUAUGAUUAUCAUAACCAGGCCCAGAUCUGUUAAAUGAGGACUAGAUGUCAUCUCUGUGUCUUAAUAUAGCAACACAUUACACAGUAUAAGCGCAAAUGUCAUAAGCAGCAGAUUAUUAAAAGCUUUUUAAAUUUGUCUUAAUGAUGAAAUGUGUAUUCCAUGCAUAAGGCGAUAUGUAAGAGAGAUUGCAAAGUCAUGAGAUGGUGUUUCUUCCACUUUUUAAUUUUCUGAACCAUUAAAAUACAUCUUGUUAAUGUCAGCUGUUGUUUCCAAGAUGCCUUUGGCAUCUUGGAGAAUCCUGUUUGUAUGUACUUGUUAUAUGAAAAUGUGAAUGACAUCCCACUGAAAUUUAUAAUACAGGGGUUUUGUUGCAUCUUCUCUGUGAGAAGGUCUAGGUUGUUAUACCCAUGCCAAAGUCUUACAUAGCAAACUUUAGUUUCUGAAGGCAUAAUUUGAGCUGUACAAAUGUUUUGUAUGUAAAUGCGAAUGUGUGUAAAAUUAAACUUUAAUAUGAGCAUCACUUUUUCAGUGCUUUAAAUGCAUUACCUACAACAAAUGAUUCCAACCAGUUUACUUCCUCCUGUGUAAAUAUGUUCAAUUCUUUUCUCACCAGUCCUAGUCAAAUGGGAUUAAAAAUACAGGGCAGCAUUAAAAAUGAUUCCCCCUGAGAAAUGAAAAUGAAAUAGUAGCAGAUUGAAAUAGUAUUUAACCUUGGAUAUUGCAAAAAUGCUGAAAUAAAACACAACAUACACUUCUAACAGAUCUAACAAAGUCACACAGAUCUGUCUCAGCUGUGUCAUAGGACCCAAAGGGCAUGUACAGGAUAAAAGGAGUCAUAAGUAAUAUAAAGCAAUUAAAUAUGAGCUGCACCUUCUAAUAAUAAUGUAAAAAUAAUCACUUUCAUAAAUAUUGUUUGCUACUUUUUGGUAGUAAAAAUGAUUUGUUGUUCCUUUAAGUGAACUUGUUCUAAUAAUCUGACUCCCUAGGAAAGUUUACUCUAAUUACUGCCACCCCCUACUAACAUGGACUGGUCUAUAAUCAUUCAGCAAUGUCAUGGCAUCUGUUAGGACAAGAAAACACUUCCAUGGCAACAGUUAAACCAAUGUUCUUAUCUGCAGAGGGAACGCUAUUAAAAGGCUUUUUAGCUAGCAGGCAACACAUAACUUUUUAUGGUGAAAGCAGUAGAUAUUUGCUUAACCCAUGUAAAAACCAAGUGCAUUUAAUUAUAACAUGCCUCAAUACAUCAUCUUACAAGUGUCAGAAGUUGUGUACUCUGUGGUAACCUAACAGAAGUGAUCAAAGCUGGUAUCUGCCAUAAUUUCAUACUAAGGCAGAAUCAAAACAAAUCAAGCUAGGCUCAAAUAAUUUUUUUUACUCAUGUAUUUUAAGAUGAGGGGCAUACAUAAAAUAUCCUGUAUGUAAAUAUAAAAUACACUAUGUGCACAAAUAUAAAGCAAGAGAGUAUUUUCACCAUAUCAUCAUUUUUAUGCAUAUUUUUCAACUCCAAGCUGUAUAAACUUGAAUGCUUCUUGGAUUUAUGCAU
Molecule: messenger RNA, 4933 nt
Organism: Electrophorus electricus (electric eel)
Lineage: Eukaryota; Metazoa; Chordata; Actinopteri; Gymnotiformes; Gymnotidae
Gene: ptger4b
Product: prostaglandin E receptor 4 (subtype EP4) b
Biological process (GO): adenylate cyclase-activating G protein-coupled receptor signaling pathway; negative regulation of inflammatory response; positive regulation of cytosolic calcium ion concentration
Cellular component (GO): plasma membrane
Molecular function (GO): prostaglandin E receptor activity
Source: RefSeq, a predicted model, not a curated record